AUGACAGUGACAUUUCACUUUUUGAUAUUUAUGAAUAACCUCAAAAACAAAAUAACGUUUUUUUAGAUUGAUGUUAUCGUAAUGAUAUCAGACGUUAAAUUAUUUUAUUUAUCAAAUAAAACAUGGCAAAGUAUAUCGCUCAAAUAAUUGUGCUUGGAGCACAAGUCGUCGGCAGAGCCUUCGCUCGAGCACUACAACAGGAGUUACGUGCAUCUCAGGAAGCUGCUAAAAGAGCUGGAGGUGGCCCUCAAGGCGCAAGACGGGCUGCAGCAAAUGCCUCAUCAGGACUAACACUAGAAGAAGCUAUGCAAAUCCUUAAUAUAGACAAGUUAGACCCUGAAAAAGUUAAGAAUAGCUACGAACACUUGUUCACCGCAAAUGACAAGGCGAAGGGUGGUUCUUUUUAUUUACAAUCAAAAAUUGUUAGAGCUAAGGAAAGAAUAGAUACAGAAUUAAAAUCUAAUCCACCUAAAGCAGACCAAAGCCGACCGAAGGACACAUCAUGAAAUAAAAUGUUCAAGUUACAUGUUUCAUUGUAUAUUGUAGAUAUUGUACCAGUAAAACGAGUUUAGUUUUCUAAAAUAUUUUAUUACGUAGAAAAUGGACACAAUAGUGACUAGAAUACAUCAGUCUUGAUAUACUAUAAACAUGAUUAUGUUGUCGUCACUACAUUAAAAAAACUAGGUACAUUAUAGGUGUAUAAAAUCCUGAUCAAAGUCAUUAUGCAUAAGCAUGAUAGUAAUAUAUCAAAUAAAUUUCGCUAAGCAAUAAAAAUU
Messenger RNA from Maniola jurtina (meadow brown), 776 nucleotides. It is a transcript of the gene blp, whose product is annotated as mitochondrial import inner membrane translocase subunit Tim16. The coding region runs from base 123 to 506 and encodes 127 amino acids. The record is from RefSeq and is a predicted model, not a curated record. NCBI's taxonomy places the organism in Eukaryota, Metazoa, Arthropoda, Insecta, Lepidoptera, Nymphalidae. The transcript has a single exon. Gene Ontology annotation, biological process: protein import into mitochondrial matrix. Gene Ontology annotation, cellular component: TIM23 mitochondrial import inner membrane translocase complex.